GGAUUCCAGACCUGGUGCCAUGGAGAAGCAAAUCCGAUUGAAACAUAGCCUGUGACACUGAAACCUGGCCCAACUAGAACACGAGCACGGGGUACCAGGGUAGAAACCCGCUCGCAGGUAUCCGAAGAAAUAGCCUGAAGAUGAACUUCUUCCUGCAAACAUUAAAACUCACUGUACUUUUUGUUUAUUGCUUGCUGGAGUCACUGGUGUUCUUGGUUGUUCCUGUACGGAAGAAGAAUGUUAGUGGUGAAAUCGUAUUAAUAACAGGAGCAGGAAGUGGCAUUGGAAGACUCUUAGCAAUAAAGUUUGCCAGCCUUGGAGCCACGGUGGUCCUCUGGGAUAUUAAUCAGGAGGGGCUCAACGGCACAGUUAGAGUGGCCAGAGAAAAUGGAGCAGGAAGAGUACACUCUUACGUCUGUGACUGUAGCAAAAGACAGGAUGUCUACAGAGUAGCUGACCAGGUUAAAAAAGAAGUCGGCGAUGUCAGCAUCCUAAUCAACAAUGCUGGUGUAGUAAUUGGGAAGAGAUUUCUUGAUUGUCCAGAUUCACUUCUAGAUAAAACCAUGGAAGUGAACAUAAUGGCACACUUCUGGACUUACAAAGCCUUCAUCCCAGCAAUGAUUGCCGCUAACCAUGGACACUUGGUUAGCAUAGCAAGCUGUGCAGGACUGUGUGGAGGCAGUCAGGCUGCAGAUUACUGUGCAAGUAAAUAUGCAGCAAUUGGUUUUGCAGAGUCUAUUGAUAUGGAGAUGAGAACUCUGAGAAAGACUGGUGUUAAAACCACAAUUGUGUGUCCUUAUGCCAUUAACACAGGAAUGUUUGAUGGUAUUAAAUCCAAGUGGCCACGUAUGCUUCCUAUGCUGGAUCCAGAGUAUGUGGCUGAGAGGAUAAUCAAUGCUGUUCGGCAGAACCAAGAAGUCUUGUUCAUACCACGUAGCGUUUAUUUUUUAUAUUUUUUAAAAAGCUUCCUACCGGUGAAAGCAACUGUUCUCCUUGAAGACUACUUUGGAGUCCUUGAUAUCAUGAGUACCUUCAAAGGUCGACCAAAGAAGGAGUGAAAAAGCACAAAAUUCAGAGACCAGCAGCUCUAAAGUGGAUGUUGUUUAAAGGUGGUGGUGGGAAAAGUUUUCUUCACUAGCAGCUGUGGACUUUGUGCCUCAUAUCUCAAUAGUAACAAGAUUUUUAAGUUUCUUUUUAACUGGCUCUUAAUCAACAGCUUUCAUCUGAACUAUUUUUUUUAGUCCAGUGAAAUGUUUUCUUUUCACCUCAUUAUGAAAAUACAUUAAUUGAAGUUCGUUGCUUUGGUUUAUAAUGCCUUAAAUGUGGUCCUGCAUCAAAAAACAGUAAUUGGCAACUUUAGGGGGAAGAAAAGACCUAGAAACUACAUGUAUUUAGCAGGUAGUCAGAAAAGCCUGUAGUGGAUUUGGCUUCUUACUGCCAUUCAGUGAACCAUGAGGAUGGGCUGUACUGCUGGUGCUAUUACCAUUCCCUAGUAAGCUGAGGAAUUCAAGAAUUUCCUCAAACAACAGAUUCUAACUCUUACAAAUUAAACUUUUGUGAGAUACAAAUAUGCACUGUGUUGGUGAAAAAACAACUACAUUUAUUAAUUUUUGGAGGUGUGGUCUCUCAGCUCACAGAUGACAAUGGAUGUUGGGGCAGGAUAUGUAAAUUAAGCAUUUGUGCUGCUAAUGUAUAUUGUGCUUAAUUUAUUUAAAAAGCUAAUACCAUGACUGCAACUUUGUAACAGAAAUCUUUGUAUCUUUUAAGUACAGUAUGUUAAGAACUAUUUUAAAUUUCCAUCUCCUGAGAAGAGUAAACUUUUAAUAAAGCAUGAAACUGCCAGUCUAGGUGGGCUAUUCAAUGUCUUGUCAACAAAGACAACGAACUACUAAAAGCAAGAGUGUUGUCUUGUAUAAAUAGGGGUUUCUCUCAGGAUUAUUUCAGAAAGGAAUGAUGCAGACAGAACUGAAUGGUAUCAUUACAGCCAUCCUUUGAGUAACAGCAUAAUGUUUUGCUUACGAGUUGGGUGAUGGGUUGCCUUGAGUCUUCAAAGGCUUGUUUUUCUUUCCCUUCACUCUUAGGACUGUCCAUUUAUUUUGAGCAUGUGCUGAAGAGGCAUUGCCAUUUUUGACAAUGGAUGCUUAGAAAGCUACCUUGACUUUUGUAAUCCAGAAUAUGAAAAAGGAAGCUUAUGUGUACAUGACGUCUGUACAUGCUAAGUCUACUUCAAGUCACAGUUCUCUGCUAGCAAUUGGUACAGCAAUUGAAUCAGUGUGGAGAAAAAAGAGACUUUUUAAAUGAGAAGUCUUUUUUUUUUUUUCUUUAAAUGAUGGCCUAGAAACUACCUUCAUUUCCCUUGUCUGUACAAAUAGUAAGGUUUAUUAGCAGAGAAAGGUUUUGUGUAUAUCUAAGGCUGGAAACUCCACAACCUCUCUGGGUGACCUGUUCUAGUGUUUGUUCACACUCUGUUUCAAAACAAAUAAAUGGAAAUUAUGUGUAAA
This is a messenger RNA of Catharus ustulatus (Swainson's thrush), 2501 nucleotides long. RefSeq names its product short chain dehydrogenase/reductase family 16C member 5 (gene SDR16C5). The record is from RefSeq and is a predicted model, not a curated record. NCBI's taxonomy places the organism in Eukaryota, Metazoa, Chordata, Aves, Passeriformes, Turdidae. Gene Ontology annotation, cellular component: lipid droplet. Gene Ontology annotation, molecular function: oxidoreductase activity, acting on the CH-OH group of donors, NAD or NADP as acceptor. The transcript has 7 exons. Bases 141 to 1058 code for a protein of 305 amino acids.